AUGUUUUUUGAGUCAACUUUCAACAAUUAAUAAUUUUUUGAUGAUUCAGCUUUCUUUGGUAUGAACACUGAAAGUGGGCUAUUUGAGAAGAGAGAGUAUCAGCAAUACGACGACAGCAAAAGUAUGGCUAAAAUUGGAUAAAAAAUCCACUUGCAUAAGAGUCUUAAUAAGAACACCCUGAUGGUUGUUUUCGAGUAUUUAAAUUGUGAAGAAAUUAAUAGAACUGUACUUUGCAAUAAAUCACUGAGACUUAAGGUCAUCAAUGACGCUUACUUCUCUAAAGUUAUGAUAGAUGCCUACUAAAAUUUUUUCUUUCAACAAUUCUUAGACUCCUCCUCCCAAUUCGGAAAUUAAUUUUAGGAUUUAAGAAAGAGGGAUACAGCUGCAACAAAUUCUGAUUUCUAUGAGGGUGAUUUGGGUUGCUUUAACAAAUAGUUCAUGUUUGAUUAAGCUGGUGCGAUUGUAGAGAAGGACCAACCUUUCUAACUUUACAAUUGUUCUUAAUAAUCCAAUUCUUAAUCUAAUUUUCUAACUGAAAAUAUAGGAGACUUAUUUGAAUUUGAGAACAAAUAAAUGAUGGGAGAGUUACAAUCAGCCUAUUAAAUUCUUAUCAAUAAUAAGAAGCAAUUUGUUGAUAAGCAUUCUAAUUCUCUUAUGGAGAAUUUCAUGGUUGACGCGACAUAGUUUGCUAGAGAGCUAUAUUUGGAUCCAAGUUAAUGCGCUGAUAACCAAUAUUUGCUUCCAAGACUUUCUAGAUCAUCAUUCAAAUUAGAUAAAGCUUUUUCUAAGACCGACAAAAUCUUAGUUGAGAAACAUAAAUAGACUAUAUUUUACAAUAAAACCAAGAGCGAAGUAGAACUAAAACUCGUUGAACUUAAUAAAUAAAUUUAAGCCAUAAGUUCAUCUUACACUGUUUAAAGCCUCUUGAAUUUUCAGACUAUUAAUGAUAGUGACUGUGAAGCAAUAGUGAAAUAUAUCUUGACCUAAGUGAAAUAAAUGGCGCUUGCUCAUAAUAUUGAAAUGAGAAGAGUCAUAAAUGAAGCCAUCAGAAAUAAUGAUAAAGUCGAACUUCUUGAUAAGGCUAUCACACUCAACGACCAUGUUAAAUCGAUCUCGAAGAAGGUCUUGAAUAACCAAAUUGUUACAGAGUGCUUAUUGGAAUACUUGGUUAAAAAGGGAAUUCUAAUAGAGUCUGCCCUAUACAACCAACACAUUUCUGACGGAGUUCUUGGUCAAAUAAUAAAUUAAGUAUGGAGAUAAGAGUUCUUGUCUAUUCAUAUUGGUACCAUCUCUAAAUUCUUCUUAGAGAUUAUGUUCGAUACUCAUUCUAACGGCUACAUUCACAAUAUUUACUAUAUCAAGGAUACUCUUUCUAAGAUGUAUAGAGUUGUCAAGAGAUAUACUAAGGAGAACAAUGAGAUGCCCCAAAAUUCUGCCAAGAUAGAAAAGAUCGAUAAAAUAAUUAGAUAAUCAAUCAUAAGUAUGCUCGAUCAAAUUCUGUAAUCAACAAGUGGGAUAGAGGAAUUCGCUAAAGAGACAAAGGUCUACGAAGAUGCUGAUAUCCUUCCUGAGCAGCUUAAAAGAGACUACUUUAAUAUUAAAAUAAAAUUCAUUAUCAAGAGCUUUGCAAAGACUCUCUUGAGCAUAAUUAAAAACAACAACAGAAAUGGCAAUAGUACUUGUAAUCAGUUAAAUAUCUUCUAGAUCAUCCCUCAGGAGCUCUAGAACACAAUGUUCUUCAAAACUAUUUAAGCUAUUUAGAGAUAAGGAGGAGAGUUAAUUGAAAGUUAGAAUUUCAGAUAUCAACUCAUGAUGAAAUUCAACAUUGAGUAAGAUGUCAGAUUUGCGAAGAAGUUCAAUUCUUAACUGACGAAGUGCUUCACAAACUUGCAGAAAAGCCAGCCUGGUGGUAAGUGCUCUGAAUAAACUAACGAAGAAUAAGAAGAGCUACAAAUCUUAGACAGAGAUGCUAGCUAAUUAGAGCAACAGAUUAUAUUAGCCUGUGAAGGAUUGAUUAUGGGCCACGACUUCGAUAAAGAAAUUAGAAAUAAAUAAGAAAUGGACUAGUAAAAAAGAAUAAAUUAGAUUAUAGAAAGAGCUAAUCAAACUAAGAUUGAACUAGACAGGAGAAGAAAGAUUUAAGGGUGUCUAUACCCUGGAAUAACAACAGAUAUGUUGGAUAAUAUUGAAGGAAUGUUUCCAAUGGCUAAUAUGACUGAGCUAGCCUUUUGA
This is a messenger RNA of Stylonychia lemnae, 2232 nucleotides long. NCBI's taxonomy places the organism in Eukaryota, Ciliophora, Spirotrichea, Sporadotrichida, Oxytrichidae. The record is from the annotation of a GenBank genome assembly.